UGAUGAGUGGAUUACAGUGAUGAAAAAGAUAUAAAUGGAAAAAAAAUAAAAACAACUCCAAAAAACAAAUUCAAAUAAGGGGAAAAAAACCCACACAUGCAAUUAAUAUAUAUACAUGCUACUCUGCCAACCAGUGAGCUUGCUUAGCUUAGAUUAGCUGCUAUAUUACUGUUGUGUUCACUAAAAUUCUGUCCAAUAAAGUUUUCUUUCUUCCCUUUUCCCUCUUCUACUUCUAUACAGUACCAAAAAAAGCUCUGGUUUUUUGCUACUUUUAAGGUCUAUUUCGCCGCCUUUUACAACUUAUAAAUUAUAAAUUUCACACAGAGCAUUUAAGUGAGUUAGUUGUGGUUUGCAGAAGAUUUUUUUUUUGUUUUUGUGAUCUUUGCAAUAAUCUCUGGGCUGCAUUUAUUCUCUUAAAAUUCUUGAAAAGUCGGAAAAAAAGCAGUUUUUUUUUGUGUUGGUUUUAGUUCAAGUUUGUUCUUUCCUUUUCACUCUGCUUUUUUUCACUAUAAAUAUACUGGGGCGGUUGCCGUUAACUGAAUUAAAGGAAUAGUUCAAUUAGAAGUGGAGUGUAUAAUUGUUUUUGCAGAGAUCUAGUUACAAGAAAGAGACAUCUUUUAGUACUACUACAAGAAAUUGAUAAUGUUGGCUCAGAAUCAAGCAGAGGAAGCAAUUGUCCCAAACUUCAGUGAAAGUGAAUUACAUGAUGGAAGUAGCAAAGAAGAUGUUGAGAAAUCACAAGAAGAUCAAUCACUUUUCAAUGUCAAGAGUUUCCUGUGGCAUGGCGGCUCUGCUUGGGAUGCUUGGUUCAGUUGUGCUUCAAAUCAAGUUGCACAAGUGCUAUUGACAUUACCAUACUCUUUUUCUCAACUUGGUAUGGUGUCGGGCAUAGUGCUGCAGAUCUUCUAUGGUCUUGUUGGUAGUUGGACUGCAUACCUCAUCAGUGUUCUCUAUAUUGAAUACAGAAGCAGAAAAGAGAAAGAAGGUGUUAGCUUCAAGAAUCAUGUCAUUCAGUGGUUUGAAGUGCUUGAUGGACUAUUGGGACCAUACUGGAAAGCAGCAGGCCUUGCCUUCAACUGUACUUUCCUUCUGUUUGGAUCGGUCAUACAACUAAUUGCUUGUGCAAGUAACAUAUAUUACAUCAAUGAUCAUUUGGACAAGAGGACAUGGACUUACAUAUUUGGAGCUUGUUGUGCUACUACUGUGUUCAUUCCUUCUUUCCACAACUAUAGGAUUUGGUCUUUUCUUGGACUGGGAAUGACCACUUACACUGCAUGGUACUUAACCGUUGCAGCUCUCGUUCACGGUCAGCUUGAAAAUGUUCAACACGCUGCUCCAACAAAGCUAGUUUUGUAUUUCACUGGUGCCACCAAUAUCCUUUACACCUUUGGUGGACAUGCUGUUACUGUGGAAAUUAUGCAUGCAAUGUGGAAACCACAGAAGUUCAAGUACAUUUACUUAAUAGCCACAUUGUACGUUUUCACCCUAACACUGCCAUCAGCUUCAGCAGUUUACUGGGCAUUUGGAGAUCAACUUUUAAACCAUAGUAACGCGUUCUCACUUCUACCAAAAAAUGGGUGGCGCGAUGCUGCCGUGAUCUUGAUGUUGAUUCAUCAGUUUAUCACGUUCGGAUUUGCGUGUACGCCGCUGUACUUUGUGUGGGAGAAAGUUAUAGGGAUGCAUGAUACAAGAAGCAUUUGCCUAAGGGCAUUGGCUAGAUUGCCUGUGGUUAUACCAAUAUGGUUCUUAGCUAUUAUUUUCCCAUUUUUUGGACCGAUCAAUUCUGCAGUUGGGGCUCUUUUGGUUAGUUUCACAGUCUACAUCAUACCAGCUCUUGCCCAUAUGCUCACUUAUCGAAAAUCAUCCGCUCGUCAGAAUGCAGCAGAGAAACCACCAUUUUUCAUGCCAAGUUGGACUGCUAUGUAUGCUAUUAACAUCUUCAUAGUGGCCUGGGUUUUUGUUGUAGGAUUCGGGUUCGGAGGUUGGGCUAGCAUGACCAAUUUCGUCAAACAAGUCGAUACGUUUGGCCUUUUCGCCAAGUGUUAUCAAUGCAAAUCUCCAGUUCCAUCGGCAAGUCUACCACCACAUCCGGCGCCCGCCCACCAUUAAGAAGCUGACCUAGAUCCGAUCGGCAAACCACAUGUGCUAGUUUCUCUGCAUGUGGCUCGAUGCCAAAAGAAAAUUUCAACAGUCAAAAAAUUGUCCUUAGACUAUCUUGUGUAUUAUAUACAUGGGGUUGUAGUAAUACUUCCCUUACAUGUGGUGUGUGCCAAAAUAUUAUUUCCUUAUUUUUUCCCUUUUAAGUUUCAAUUUUUUUUUUACAGCAUUAGACAUAAUAGUGUGUUAAAUUGUGAUGAAUGCUUUGCUAUCAAAAGCAUAGGUUAAUUAAAUCAAGUUGUGUUAGUUUUUAAAGUUCUUUUCUUCCCCACUUUUGGUGGAGUGGAAAAUGAUUCUUGUUAUAAAAUAGGAUUAUAUAGUUGGUAUUGUAGAAACUUUUUGCUCUUGUAAUGUCAUGUGAUCAGAAGGUCAUAAAUUUCAAUUGCAUUACAUAAGAAGAGCUUGUUGAUCUUUUGCUCCAAA
Molecule: messenger RNA, 2580 nt
Organism: Capsicum annuum
Lineage: Eukaryota; Viridiplantae; Streptophyta; Magnoliopsida; Solanales; Solanaceae
Product: auxin transporter-like protein 4
Exons: 8
Coding region: 643-2109 (488 amino acids)
Cellular component (GO): plasma membrane
Source: RefSeq, a predicted model, not a curated record